Molecule: messenger RNA, 621 nt
Organism: Mycena indigotica
Lineage: Eukaryota; Fungi; Basidiomycota; Agaricomycetes; Agaricales; Mycenaceae
Exons: 6
Coding region: 1-621 (206 amino acids)
Biological process (GO): mycotoxin biosynthetic process
Source: RefSeq, a predicted model, not a curated record
AUGCACCCUCGGAUGGCGAAACAGUCCGGCUCCACCAUUUACUCCCCACUCUCUAUGGAGGACGGGCCAGAGCAGGAUGAGGCCAAGGCAGAUUUCGAGGCGCCAAUUGCUCACCGCUCUCGUCCAUCGCCGUCACGCCGUGUUUUGCUCUGCCUCCUCGCCUUCGAAACACUGGUCAUUGUCUACCUUAUCUUCCGCCCUCACACAAAGACCAGCCAUUCUUGGCCCUCGCUCGUUUACUCGCCAGCCCAGGAUGCUGUCGAAUAUGGUCUCACAUCCUACGCCAUUGGCGGAGACCCAAAGUUCCAUAUCCAGCCAUCGCCUGAACUUGAUGCUAAUUGGGACGACCUCUACAACUUCGGAAUCUCACAGAUACCGAAGAGUGAGGCGCGCCUGCUGCCGAACAAGACGUAUCCUAUUCCUGGUGACGAAUCCAACUAUAUCGUCGAGCUCGAUGUGUUCCACAACCUGCAUUGCCUGAAUAUGAUCCGACAAGGACUGCAUGUCGGCAUGUCGAUUUGCUGCCGACGAAUCGAGGCUGAUCUGCCUCAACAGAAUAUUACAAGCCCAUGGAGCUCGAUCACCUUGAUCACUGCAUUGAUUGGAUUCGACAGGCGCUGA